AUGGCCAACCGCUUGGCCAACGUCCACCUCAAUCAGCGAGCUGCCUUCUCCAAGCUGCUCCAGAUUCGUCAUGCCACCACACACUUCAGAGUAACGACGCCUUUACACCAAGUUCAACAUCAACAUCCGCUUCGACGCACAACGAACCGAGCACGAACUAUAAGGCUGGCCACCACGGCGGCCGCAUUGACCGCGGCAGCGACCAUUCUGCAUACAACGAACGCUCUGUCAACGACAGGCGCAGGCAUAGCGGUGGCGACAGCAGAGAAAAUGUCUUCUGCAAUGGCGCCGAUCGCAGCUCCUGUCGCACUGCCAUUGCAAGCCACUGCCACGCCCUUCACUGAACUGAACGCCACACUGCUGGGCAGCACAGCGGCUGCCCUGCUCAGUAAUAUCAGCAACAAUGACCUCCUGGAAGCGGCCAAUAGUACAGUAAUCAAUGCCAUGGAUUGGCUCGACGACGUUAUCUGGGUGUUUACGGCUUUCGUUAUGCUGUUCAUAAUAAUUGCCGCCAUUUGUGGCAAUCUGCUUGUUAUUAUUUCUGUGAUGCGUGUUAGAAAAUUAAGAGUUAUAACGAAUUACUUUGUAGUUUCCUUAGCCAUGGCUGACAUAAUGGUCGCUAUUAUGGCCAUGACAUUUAAUUUUAGUGUGCAAGUAACUGGGCGCUGGAAUUUUGGCCCAUUCGUGUGCGACCUGUGGAACAGCCUGGACGUAUAUUUCUCAACAGCGAGUAUUUUGCAUUUAUGUUGCAUAUCCGUGGAUAGAUAUUAUGCGAUUGUUAAGCCGCUGAAGUAUCCGAUUAACAUGACGAAACGCGUUGUAGGCAUUAUGCUGCUCAAUACAUGGAUUUCACCGGCACUGCUGUCAUUCCUGCCGAUAUUUAUUGGCUGGUAUACGACCGACGAGCACAAGUCCUUUGUCAAAGAGAAUCCGGAUGAGUGCACCUUUAAGGUGAACACCUACUACGCCAUCAUAUCUAGCUCGAUUUCGUUCUGGAUUCCAUGCACCAUCAUGAUCUUUACCUACUUGGCCAUAUUUCGAGAGGCAAACCGUCAGGAGAAACAGUUGAUAAUGCGGCACGGCAAUGCGAUGCUAAUGCAUCGACCUUCAAUGCAGCCAUCAGGCGAGGCAUUAAGCGGCUCGGGCUCAUCGAAAACGUUGACACUGCACGAGGUCGAGCAGGAGCACACACCGACUAAGGAUAAACAUUUAAUCAAAAUGAAGCGGGAGCACAAGGCAGCCCGCACACUCGGCAUCAUCAUGGGUACCUUUAUACUCUGCUGGCUGCCAUUCUUCUUGUGGUACACACUCUCCAUGACCUGCGGACCAUGCCAGGUGCCAGAUAUCGUUGUAUCCAUACUAUUCUGGAUUGGCUAUUUCAAUUCUACGCUAAAUCCACUUAUUUAUGCCUACUUCAAUCGCGACUUUCGCGAGGCUUUCCGCAACACACUGCUGUGUUUGUUCUGCAACUGGUGGAAAGAUCGCCACUUGCCCUUGGAUAUUGACAUUCGUAGGUCCAGCCUGCGAUACGAUCAGCGGGCCAAGAGCGUCUAUUCAGAGAGCUACCUCAACUCAACUACCCCUUCCCAGCGCCGGCAGUCUCAGCUCGUCGAUAACUUAUAAUACAGGGAUGAUGCGCUGCUGACGCCAAUAGCUCAGCAGCAGCAGCGAUUGCAAGCGGGAAGCACUGCAGCAGCGGCUGCGGCGGCAGUCAGAUCGAAGCACGACGAUUUAUCGGCAGAUGACGUGCAGGAGAUACAAAUUGAAAUUCCGAUGGAGUACAUAAACAAAUGGCAGAAAAACAACAACAAGGCAGCCGCCACGGCGUCGAGUCAUGUGUAAGGAUGGCAAGUACGUAAAGGAUGUGUAUGCGAUUGAGUGACGACGGCAUUGACAAUGGAAACAGCAACAAAAGUAUCAACAACAACAAAAGCGAGGCAGCAAUCAAUUUAAUGAAAUUAAAAUUUUCCAUUAAUUUGUAAUAUUAAUAUGCUGGCUCAUGCCGUGUAUAAGUACAUAUAGUAUAUACAUAUUCGAGUAUGUGUAUGUGCGUGUAUGUGUGCGAUUUUCAUACAGAUUUAUGCGCAUACUAUAUAAA
This is a messenger RNA of Scaptodrosophila lebanonensis, 2098 nucleotides long. RefSeq names its product octopamine receptor beta-2R (gene Octbeta2R). Gene Ontology annotation, molecular function: octopamine receptor activity. Lineage: Eukaryota; Metazoa; Arthropoda; Insecta; Diptera; Drosophilidae. Gene Ontology annotation, cellular component: membrane. The record is from RefSeq and is a predicted model, not a curated record. The transcript has 7 exons. Gene Ontology annotation, biological process: adenylate cyclase-activating adrenergic receptor signaling pathway.